CGAAUUUAUUUGACAUUUGCUUGCUUGUAACGCUUGUAACACUUUUGGCAUUUUCCGAAUUAAUUUCUGUUUUCACAAAACAGUUUUUCGCUUGAUUCACUCGAUUUGAAUAAAUUUCAAUUUUGUGACCUUAUCCGUUCCUAAGCCAGUGACAUGUCGGCAAGUGAAAAUAAUCAGGAGGGAACCAGUAAGGGUAAUGGUGAAGAUGAAGUGACACUUGGUGAAGUAUUGAGGCAACAAAAGGAAUUAGACGAUGAAUACGAACAAGAAUAUCUUGAAGUUCUUGGAGGUUCGGAUGAUAAGAUGUGCACAUAUUCUCAGGGCUACAUCAAACGGCAAGCGUUGUAUGCCUGUUUAACGUGCAAUCCAGAAGCGCGAACUGAUCCGACUAAACGAGCUGGCGUUUGCCUUGCUUGUUCAUAUAGUUGUCAUGACGGCCACGAUAUGGUUGAACUUUACACAAAACGUAAUUUCCGUUGCGACUGUGGCACUGCAAAGAUUUUGGCUGUUCGAUGCAAAUUCGAUACGGUGAAACUGGAUCAAAAUGACAAAAACGUUUACAAUCAGAAUUUCUCGGGGCUUUACUGUACAUGCCAUCGACCAUAUCCAGAUGCCGAGGACUCGAUCGAAGAUGAAAUGAUACAGUGUGUCUUGUGUGAAGACUGGUUCCAUUCCCGACAUUUGCAGGCAGCAGUACCUGCGUCGAACUCAUUCGCUGAAAUGAUUUGCGGUGACUGUAUGUCAAAACAUGAUGUUAUUCAUCACUACGUUGGCAUGAGCAUUACCAAGGUUGACGAUUCCGUAUUGGACACAACAGUCGAUCCAGAUGUUUCUCUCAAUACGACAGAACAGAAUGACACUACAAUGGAUGACAGUCACAAGGAAGGCGAAGAGGGAAAAGUUGAGGAACUGUUGAAAGACGAAAUCAAUCAAAGUAUCAUGAACAUUAUCGAGAUAAACAAAAGCAACAUCGAAACAAGUGACACACUGGACCAAGAGCCACCGGCGAAGAGACAAAAAAUUGGAACGGAUACAACAGUGGCAAAAUGUACGAAACCAUUGCUAGUUGGCGAGAAACUACCAGGUGCCACAUUUUGGCCGAACGAUUGGCGAAAAAGUAUUUGCUCUUGCGAGAAAUGCAUAACGGAGCUAAAAGAACAAAAAAUCGAAUUUCUGGUCGACCUGGAAGAUACUGUGCUGAGUUAUCAGGAAAAAGGAUUGGCCAAAGUUCACGAAACGACAGAGGACCGAGCAAUGAGAGCAUUUUCACAAAUCGACCGACAACAGCAAAUUAACGUACUAACCGGGUACAAUAAGUUAAAGGAAAAUUUGAAAGAAUUUUUACAUUCGUAUGCGGUCAGCGAUGUAACUGUUACCAUAGACGAUGUUAAUCGUUUCUUUCGCACGAUGAACGAAAAAGAUGGAAAGUAAAAUUCGAUCUUUCUGAUUUGAUUGGGGGCGUAUCUCAUAAUAUGAAUAAAUCAUCUAAAUUACUAUCA
Molecule: messenger RNA, 1499 nt
Organism: Bradysia coprophila
Lineage: Eukaryota; Metazoa; Arthropoda; Insecta; Diptera; Sciaridae
Product: putative E3 ubiquitin-protein ligase UBR7
Cellular component (GO): cytoplasm
Molecular function (GO): ubiquitin protein ligase activity; zinc ion binding
Source: RefSeq, a predicted model, not a curated record